Messenger RNA from Ornithorhynchus anatinus (platypus), 2671 nucleotides. RefSeq names its product ubiquitin conjugating enzyme E2 D4 (putative) (gene UBE2D4). The record is from RefSeq and is a predicted model, not a curated record. Gene Ontology annotation, biological process: ubiquitin-dependent protein catabolic process; protein polyubiquitination. The transcript is spliced from 9 exons. NCBI's taxonomy places the organism in Eukaryota, Metazoa, Chordata, Mammalia, Monotremata, Ornithorhynchidae. Gene Ontology annotation, molecular function: ubiquitin conjugating enzyme activity. Gene Ontology annotation, cellular component: nucleus. Bases 105 to 608 code for a protein of 167 amino acids.
CGCUCUCCUCCCCUUGCAGAGCUGUGCGGCGGCCGAGUCCGGCUGCGCUCGCCCGUGGCCGCCCCCCGGCCCGGGCCGUACCGGCCUCCCGCGGCGGGAGAAGGAUGGCGUUGAAGCGGAUCCAGAAGGAGUUAACGGACCUGCAAAGGGACCCCCCGGCCCAGUGUUCCGCCGGGCCCGUCGGGGACGACCUGUUCCACUGGCAGGCCACCAUCAUGGGUCCGAACGACAGCCCGUACCAAGGUGGCGUCUUCUUCCUGACCAUCCACUUCCCAACAGAUUACCCUUUCAAGCCCCCAAAGGUCGCUUUCACCACCAAAAUCUAUCACCCCAACAUCAACAGCAACGGCAGCAUCUGCCUCGACAUCCUGAGGUCCCAGUGGUCUCCGGCGCUGACGGUUUCGAAAGUCCUCCUGUCCAUCUGUUCCCUGCUCUGCGACCCCAACCCGGACGACCCUCUGGUGCCGGAGAUUGCCCACACCUACAAGGCAGACAGAGAGAAGUCAUGCUUGAAGGCAGAAGAUUCAAUACAAAAAGAGAUACUUGAUCACCUCGCCGGGGAGUACAACAGAUUAGCCAGAGAAUGGACACAGAAAUACGCUAUGUGAGUGCCCAAAGAUCGCCAGGGAAGCAUUUGGAUCCGAAGUUUACCGGCCGACGACAUCCCCUCGCUGAAGUUCUUGGCCGUCUUCCGUCUCCUCCGCGGCUUGUGCCAUUCACGAAGGCUCUCCUACUCCGGACGGACACUGGUCUCCCACCGGUUUUUAGCCCCCUCCCCCGACGCUCCCCUGCCGUCCCCCGGAUCCCGUCAGCGUCGUGGCCGGGAAGCCAGGAUCAGCCAGGCGCCACCGUUCGCUGAGGGCUCCAGCCGUCCGGAGAAGACUGGAACCGGCCCCUCUUCUCAGGCCCGCCGGGCCUCACCCCCAAACACGGGCAUCCCCGGCUCCAGCCUCACUGCCUCACGGUGCCCGCUCGUGUCCUUAAUGCUGCCCAGGAGGACCUGGCUGGGUGCCCCGACGCAUCGGCCCGGGCCUGGCAGAACCGAGCUCCGAAGGGACCGUGCCACCGAGACGGCCAGCCCCGGGGUCUGGGCUGCCCCCCGGGCACCUUCCGGCCGCCUGGCUCGCCCAGGAACAGUGAGCAGGUCAGAGCACUGGUCAGACUUCCUGUCUGUUGUGGCUUCCUCGGGCCUCUGGAAAUGUGGGUCUUGUCUGGGACGGGUAGGGGGUCCUCAAUCAGUGGUAUUUGUUGAGCGCUUACUGUGUGCAGAGUGCUGUACUAAGCGCUUGGGAGAGAACAGUAAAACAGAGUUGGUAGCACGUGUUCCCUGGCCACAAGAAACUUAAUCUAGAGGAAGUCUAAAGUCUUCAGCGGGCCAGUUAUCGAUCGACCCCUUCCUGUUCGCCACCUCCCGCCCGCCUCCUAGUCAGUCAAGCAGGAGGUGCCAGUGGGGAGGCAGGGAUGGGUCCAUUUUGGCUCUUUUCAGCCCUAAUUGGAAACUCUCGGGUCUCAUCGGAAACAUGGGAUGGGCAAGGCCGGGAACCCAGCUGACCCGGAGAGAGGACACCCUACAGUCUGAGCGGCUACUGUGUGCAGAACGCUAAACCAAGCACUUGAGAGAGUAAAACAGGAGCAAAAGCCACGGUUCCUGCCCUCAAGGGGCUCUUCAUCUCCCGGCUCUUCCUCUCGGCCCUGCUUCUGCAAGGACGAGGUGGGGGAUGGUGUCUUGCGCACCUGAGGAGCGAUAACAUUUUGGGACGAGAAGGCUUUGGUGAGAGAGGGCCAUAGAAGUGGGGACUGGGAGGCUCACCGAGAUGGGCCAGCAGAAAACAGAUCAGGGCUACCUCCCAAGGGAGGUUUGUGGCCCCGCCGCUUUGGUUACCGGACUGCCCCUCCAGACCCCAAGUCCUGAAAAUGGAAAAAGUAACGGCCCGGCUCGAGGAAAAGCCCAGGCCCGUGUAGCUUGCUCCCGGCUUCAAAAGAGGUCAGGAGUUCCUCGGAACUUUGGGUUCGAAGGUCUUCGGCUCCCACGUUCGUCGCCCGCUUCGGGCCCCCUUUGGGUUCACCCGUCUCCUUACCGAACGCUCUCGGGCCACCCAGCUUCCCUCCCUUAGGCAGGUGGGCAUUCGGAGGAUACGUGGAGGAGCUGGGCACCCACGGGAUUGUGUUGAGGCAAACGAGGCCCUUGCCUGAGAGAGUUGAGGGACUCCGGACCCCUUUUUUGCCGACUGGUUUGGGGCCCCCCUCCCCCCAGAAUGCACCUUCUGCACCGACACAGCUGGCCCUCCAGACCCAACCCGGUGGUCUCCAGGGUGGCCGCGGGCCAGCCUGCAGGCGAGCCUUCUUCCAGGGGCAGGUGGGAAGUUUAAGUCUGUUUCCGCUCCCGGCCUCCCCGUCGCCCGGCUCAGCCCCCCGCCCCGAAACCCAGCCAGUCCCUUACUGUGACGGUUUCCAUCUUCCCUCAAGAUGUGAAGAAUCUGUUUACCGCACCGUUGGCCACGCGAGUGUGUUUCCUUUGUAGGGCAGGAAGGGCGUGGCCUCUGUGGGACCGUGGUCACUCGACGGCUCCAGCGGGGGAACUUCAUCCUGGCGGCCACCUCCAAAAUCAUGUUCUCGCUAACUGUGAAUCUUCUGUUGGUGCAUAAAUGAAAUAAACGGUGAUCCUUUCGUA